ACACAAAGGUCCUCCCUCAGCAUCGCAAACCCUGUGCAAACACCCAUCACGUAUAUGAGGGGUGUAUGUCUAACACUGGGAGCUCUAGUCCACUGGAGCAUCCUCGGUGUGAUCACAUCUCAGCCUGACCUUCAACAUGGCACUGACCCUCCUGGAGAAGAUUAAAGUAUGGCUCUUCAAGGCGGUCAUGGGAGUAUUUUACGGGCUGUUUUUGCUUCUCUCGCCUCGGAGAGACGCUCUGUCCGGCAAGAAGCUCCCUCCCGUCACCAACCCUCUGCUGCUGGUGUCAGCGGCGCAGCUGGCCAAGAAAAUCCGGCGUAAGGAGGUGUCAAGUGUGGAGGUGGUGCAGGCUUACAUUGACAGGAUCCAAGAAGUCAACCCUCUUCUGAAUGCUGUUAUAAAAGACAGGUUCGAUGAUGCUCUCCAGGAGGCGGCCCAGGCUGAUAAGCUGAUUGAGCAGGAGACUGGAGGAGAGGAUGUGCUGGAGGACCGACUGCCUUUACUGGGAGUUCCAAUCUCCAUCAAAGAGUCUCUUUCACUCCAGGGUAUGCCACACGGUGUAGGUGUGGUCUCAAGGCGAAACUUCAUCCAGUCCACUGAUCCUCCAGUGGUGGCCUAUCUGAAGAGAGCAGGGGCCAUCCCGAUGGGCGUCACCAACACCCCUGAGGUGUGCCUGUGGUAUGAGUCCAACAACCGCCUCACCGGCAUCACCAACAACCCGUACAACCUGGAGAGGAUCGCAGGAGGAAGUUCAGGUGGGGAGGGCUCUAUUCUGGCAGGAGCAGGAGCGGUCAUCGGCAUAGGCUCCGACAUCGCCGGCAGCAUCCGUAUGCCCGCUUUCUUCAACGGAAUAUUUGGCCAUAAAACCUCAACUGGUAUCGUGUCCUCUGAGGGAGAGUUCCCUCCUUGCUCUGGCAGACAUGAAGAGUACGAAAGCGUUGGUCCAAUGUGCCGCUACGCUGAGGACUUGCUGCCGAUGCUCAAGAUCAUGGCAGGACCCAGUGCUCAAAAGUUGUCCUUGGACACAAAGGUUGACUUAAAGAAGCUGCGGUUCUUCACCAUCCCACACGACAGUGGCUCUUUUAUGGUGUCCCCCGUCAGCAAAGAACUUAUGGAGAUUCAGAGAAAGGUGGUGCAGCGUCUGGAGGCUGACCUCGGAGUCAAAGUCCAAGAAGUGCGCUUCCCUGAGCUCCGCCACAGCGCCAAUAUCUGGCUAUCGUGCAUGGAUCUUCCUGACGAGGACGGCAAGCCCCCUCAGCCAUUCGCUGAGCUGUUUGGGGAACCAGGGCGACCCAUGAGGCCCUUUUGGGAGCUGAUGAAAUGGAUGGUGGGAAAAUCAGACCAUACCAUGGCUGCAAUCGGUGUGAGCAUAUUUCAGGCGCUUAAACCGUUCAAAGCCUCGACCGCAACCUUUGACGUCGAGCAGAAGGAAAGUCUGCAGAGGAAGAUGGAGGAGCUGUUGGGGACUGACGGCGUGUUUCUUUACCCUUCGCACCCCAGAGUGGCUCCCAAACACCACCACACACUCUUCACACCGUAUGACUGCGCCUACACAGCUGUAUUCAGCAUCCUCGGGAUGCCAAUCACCCAGUGUCCUCUGGGUCUGGGUAAGGAAGGUCUGCCUCUCGGAGUACAGGUCGGUGCUUGGAGGCUGCAGGACCAUCUGACCCUCGAGGUGGCUCUCUACUUGGAGAAGGCAUUCGGAGGCUGGAGGGACCCCGGAGCAAGCUGAAACACCCAAUCUUCAAACUGGAACUGAAUAUUGUCGCCUGCUAUUGUACACUAAUAUCAAAAGCUACACUUAAAUUGUUGAAUGUUCAAGCGGAAGAGAUUGACUUUUGCACUGACACAGAAUCAGCUGUUCCAGUAAGUCUUGAAUGUAUAAUUUGUCGUGUUCGGUGAUGUCAUGUUGUGUCAUCAGCACAAGCUAUAACAAAAAAUAUGUAUUUAGUGGAAGUGUCAUUCACAUUAUCACACAAAAUAAGGCUUCUGCGUACUGUUGCAUGUCUGUUACUAAGACUAGGUCUGCUGUUAUGGGUCAGCACAUGGCGGGUUUAAAGGUUUUAAAUGUCCUGCACUCCCACACAGGUGUUUCUGUUGUCCUAAACUAAACGACUUCUGCUCAGGUUCACACUUGGUGGAGUCUAGCUUAGGAGUCCAUAUACACAUUAAAGAAUCAUAAAGAUGUAAUAUGACCUGCGUGUGCAGGCGCAACUAACCUAGAGAGAUGACAAUGAAGUGUGGUCGUGGACAUGCUCAUAUAUCACGUCGGCCAGAAUAAUGAAGCACCUGUGUAAAUGUGUCGUCGUUUCUAACUCUUUGUUGGACGGUCAGUGACACACAGCCACAAAACAAACAAAUAAAAAAGCCUAACCUUCGCUGUGUGGUAAUGUGAAUGUUGCGUAGUUGCAUUAAGUCGAUUAAAGUUUCAGUUAUUAAAAAAAGUCAUGGACACUCC
Messenger RNA from Larimichthys crocea (large yellow croaker), 2458 nucleotides. RefSeq names its product fatty acid amide hydrolase 2b (gene faah2b). The coding region runs from base 137 to 1732 and encodes 531 amino acids. Lineage: Eukaryota; Metazoa; Chordata; Actinopteri; Sciaenidae. The record is from RefSeq and is a predicted model, not a curated record. The transcript is spliced from 11 exons. Gene Ontology annotation, cellular component: endomembrane system.